AUGGCCUCCGGGCCUUUUCCGUGCCUUGGGUUGCCCCCACACCGUCUGUGGGCUCUGAGGCCUGGCGUCUACGAGGAUGAGAGGGGGCGGACCUGGGUGAUCGUGGUGGUGCGGCUCAGUCCCUCCUGGAGAGCUCAGGGCAGGGCCCCCCGCCACUAUGCGCAUGAACCCAGCAUCACAGUCCACAUGUGGCAGAUGCCAGUGCAUCCCCAGGUGCCCAUGCUCCCCAGUGAGCUGGCCCUCUCCCAGCUGCCCUUCACAUGGCAGCUCCACCCUGGAGGAAGGUACAGAGCAAUGGAUUCCAGACUCUGGGAAAUAGAGGACCACGGCCAGGUUGACUCCACAGAGCAGCUGAUCCUGACACAGCUGCCACCAGGGAAUGACUGA
Messenger RNA from Nyctereutes procyonoides (raccoon dog), 387 nucleotides. It is a transcript of the gene TCL1B, whose product is annotated as TCL1 family AKT coactivator B. Gene Ontology annotation, biological process: positive regulation of peptidyl-serine phosphorylation. The transcript has 3 exons. The coding region runs from base 1 to 387 and encodes 128 amino acids. Gene Ontology annotation, molecular function: protein serine/threonine kinase activator activity. NCBI's taxonomy places the organism in Eukaryota, Metazoa, Chordata, Mammalia, Carnivora, Canidae. The record is from RefSeq and is a predicted model, not a curated record.